CCUGUGUCACACACUUUACACCUCAGCUAUUCUGUCUAUAGGUUGCAUUUUAGUCUAGAGGCCAAGGAUUGUAUGUACAGAUUACAAAAUAAUCCCACUCAUUCUGUUCAUUCAUGCAUUGGAUUGACCAAUACUCUGAAGCGCUCUGUCAGUCAUGAAAGCACCAAAGCACUUUCUAACCCAGGUGGUGUCUGUGCUGCUGGGCAUUGGUUUCAUCUGGUGUCUGAGUCUGCCAUAUCUCCUCCUGACUAAAGGUAACCUAAACAGCAUUGGUGUGACCCAUGACAACAGUCUGAAAGUGUGGAUGGAAACAAGUGGGGUUGAAGACAUAAAGAAGAUAUUUGGCAAGUUUAUGAAUAAUCUCCUGGACACCAUAAAAUCCUCUAAUUGCUCUCCCAAGGAUGAUGUGAAAGACAGCAAAGAAUUACAGGCAUUGCAGAUAAAAAUGGAGGCAGAAAAAGUAAGAGGGCAAAUGAAGGAUCAGAUGAUUAUGGAGCUGCGUUCUGAUAAAACCUAUCUGCAGCAACAAGUGUCACAGUUGGAGGAAUUUCUGAAGCUAUGUGUGGAGAAAGACAAGAAGGAAAUCCAACAAAUAAAAGCAGCUGAGCAAAUGAAAGAAGAUGAAAACUUUUCACUGCCACCCAUGGACGGUUAUCCAAACUGUAAAGAGAAACUGAAGUGGAUGAAGAACAUGUGGAGGACUGACCCUUGCUACAGCCGUCAUGGGGUGAAUGGGUCUCUGCCUUCCAUCUUCAUUUACCUCAGUGAGAUAGAGUCCUGGUGUCCUGUGCUUCCAGGUCGAGUGGUCCCCUCAGCUGUGGUGGAAAACUCAGAGAAAAAGAUGGACCCUGCAGUGGUAAGGGAAAGUUUAAAAGGUCUUUACCCAUCUCUGGCAAACAAGAGGCAGUUGCACUGGAUCCAUCAAAGAAUUCGAAGUAUGGAAGAGGUCUGGGUGGAGGCUGGUCGCUCUCUGUCAGCCAAAUACAACCUCACAGAGCGGACAGCCAAACAGAUCCUGGUGCAUCCUGGUGCAUUGACAGAUGAAUCGGGCACACACAUAGCAGAAGAUGCCUUUAGCGGUGGCCCACUUGGGGAGCAAGUCCAGUGGAGUGACCUUAUCGCCACGCUUUAUAUUCUGGGUCACCAUCUUCACCUUUCUGCCUCCAUACCUGCUCUCAAGGCUUUUCUACAAGGUAACACAAAUGGCUGCCCACCUCAACAUUCAAAAGUGGAACCAAACCUGAUUUAUACAGACAUCGUUGGCCUUCGACAAAUUCAAGAAGUAAUUGGCUCAUCCUGGAUCAAAUAUAAGUGUAUAUUUCGUAUUUUGGAUACUUUUGGCACUGAGCCAGACUUCAAUCACCCAGACUGGGUCACAAAGCACCACCUACAUGGUCCAUUCGGAGGCCUGAACAUGACCCUAUUGCAGUUCUACACCAUGUUCCCUCAUACACCAGACAACACAUUCCUCGGCUUUGUGGUGCAGCACCAGCUAAUCUCCAAAGAAUCAGAGCAGUUUAAGUCUACCAAGAGACAGAACCAGGCUCUCGUGUAUGGAAAGAGAGCCACAUUUUGGCAGGGUAAAGAGGCUUAUGUGGAUGUUAUACACAAGUACUUGGAUAUCCAUGGGACGGCUGACAAUACUGCUGCAAUUCCAAGCUAUGUGAAGAACCACGGAAUUAUCAAAGGGCGUGAUGUACAGACCCUGCUGAGACAAAGUAAGGUUUUUGUGGGGUUGGGUAUACCAUUAGAAGGACCCGCCCCUCUGGAAGCCUUAGCCAAUGGCUGUGCUUUCCUGAACCCUAAGAUACAACCACCACUGAGCAGCCUGAACUCAGAGAUAUUCAAAGGAAAGCCCACCAUCAGAGAGGUGACAUCUCAGCAUCCUUAUGCUGAGGCCAUAGGAGAGCCCUACGUAUGGAUGGUAGAUAUACACAACGAAACAGAAGUAGAGAGAGCUCUCACUGCUAUACUCAAUCAAACUAUUGAGCCCUACCUUCCUUAUGAGUUUAGCUGUGAAGGAAUGCUCCAGAGGGUCAACACCCUGGUUGAAAAACAGGACCUUUGCUCCAGCACAAGGAGCUGGCCCCCACUGAGUGCACUCCAGGUAGUGAAGGCGGAGGCAGGUACUUCUUGUAAGAAGGCCUGCCAGAGGAUGGGCCUGAUCUGUGAACCUGCAUUCUUCCCAAACCUUAACAGUGUCAAGAAUCUUGCCAAGUACAGUGUAGAUUGUCAAACAUCAGAGUUUUCUGAUGGUCAUUUGGUGUAUCCAGCCUACUUAAACAGCAGUAAACACUGUGUGUUCCAGUCUGACCCUCUACUCUUCAGCUGUGUGAGAUCGGACCAGUCCCUGAUUCGCAUCUGCCCCUGUCGAGACUACAUUAAGGACCAGAUAGCGUUAUGCAAGGCAUGUAUCUAACUACUGGAUAGACAACAGAAACCUUUGUAUUAGGCAGUAUACUGUCUGUGCAAUACAAUAAAGGUUAUCCCAGGAUCAAAGUACAGCAGCAGCAGCACCUCAUGUCAACAUAACCAUUUCCAUCUGGCUUAGCAGCAGGAGGUCUCCAGGUUUGAUUUUGGCCUUUUGCAGGUUGGGGGUGAAGGGGGUUUUACUGAAUAUGUAGACUAAAAGAUCACAAACUGAUUACUCCAUGCCUUUAGGUGAGGUGUGUGGAAUCUUUACUAUAGGACAUGGAAGUAAAGUGAAGAUUACUUGAAAUAGUGUUUAAAAACAGACCUGUGUCUUGGAAUCAUGACAUUUUUAUUCCACUUUAUCACUAUUGCUAUAUAGCUGUUUCUGUGCAGAACACAGGUAACAGGGGUUUUAUGUCUGACUGUUCACUCUGGGAAUAACUGGGAUUUUUGUUCUGCCACUACAAGAUGGGUUUCUAACUGGGCUGGAAAGCUGACUUUAUAGUAAAUGAAGAGACUAUAUCAAGUUCUGAAGCCAUUGUGUGGGGAGAUGACCUAUGUAGGCCCAGCUAUGGUUGGUUUUAGCGCCUGCUCCAGAACUCUAGCUGCCAGUCAUCUCAGCCAAAUAGCCUGGAGUUGAAGACCUGCACUCCAGCCCUUGGUUUCCCUGCCUCCCAACUUGUCUGAUUGGGCCACCACCCAUUAUCCCACACCUUCACCCAUCCAACUGCAGCCAGCAUCACACCUGGAGACUAUAAAUCCUCAACCAAUCUCUCAGUUGGAUUGACUGGAAUUUAGCAUGAACAGUUAGCCCUGAUACAGCUUGUGUCUUUGUGUUGGUGUUCAUUGUAACUUCAGUUACCUGCUGUCAACUUAGUGAAGAAGCAACUCAUGCAUGUGACUUGUAGCUCCGGUUGGUUUUAUUUGGUUCUUUGAUUUAGCAGCACUCACCAGCAUUGUUUCUUUGUUUUAUUACUGUUCUUUUGUGUCAAUUCUGUCACUAAAUAAAAAAAUCGCUUUACUG
Molecule: messenger RNA, 3436 nt
Organism: Amphiprion ocellaris (clown anemonefish)
Lineage: Eukaryota; Metazoa; Chordata; Actinopteri; Pomacentridae
Product: alpha-1,6-mannosylglycoprotein 6-beta-N-acetylglucosaminyltransferase A-like
Exons: 19
Coding region: 155-2419 (754 amino acids)
Biological process (GO): protein N-linked glycosylation
Cellular component (GO): Golgi apparatus
Molecular function (GO): alpha-1,6-mannosylglycoprotein 6-beta-N-acetylglucosaminyltransferase activity
Source: RefSeq, a predicted model, not a curated record